ACAUGGAGCAAGAUGUGAUAGUGACAAUGUCGGUGUAAGGUAUAUAUAGCGGCCUCUGGUACGGAGUUCUGGAUGAUCUCAACACUCAAGUCAUCAGCUCAAAUUUGAUUUGGUUCAGAAGUCCAAGUCGCAAUUCGCAACCGCCACCAUGAAGCUCACCACCAUCGCCGCCGCCGCCGUGAUCGCCCUGGCCGGCAACGCUUCGGCUUGGCGCGUAUACCUGCACAGCUUCACGGAUUUCCGCGGCCUCACCUACACAAAGGCAGGCCCGGGCGGCACAGGCAGCAAGUGCCACAACCUUCCUGAGGAGUACCGCUACACAGCCAACUCGAUCACGUACUACGCCUACAACAGCCAGACCAACCCCUCGAGCCGGUGCAAGAUUACGCUGUACGAUACGCCUGACUGCGACACCGUCAUCAAGGGGCCUUCCUACAGCGUGGACACCAAGAAGGCGCUGCCUGAGGACUGGCGGAACCGGGUUUAUGCAUUCAAGACGGAGUGCUGGGCUGUUUAGGCUUCAGGAGCUUCUCGGGCGGGCUAAGGGGGACAAUCACCACUUGAAGCUAUCCGGCCUAUGUCGGAAAUACAUGCUCAACAGC
Parathielavia appendiculata is the source of this 602-nucleotide messenger RNA. RefSeq lists its product as uncharacterized. The record is from RefSeq and is a predicted model, not a curated record. Bases 149 to 517 code for a protein of 122 amino acids. Lineage: Eukaryota; Fungi; Ascomycota; Sordariomycetes; Sordariales; Chaetomiaceae. The transcript is spliced from 2 exons.